Molecule: messenger RNA, 2919 nt
Organism: Nematostella vectensis (starlet sea anemone)
Lineage: Eukaryota; Metazoa; Cnidaria; Anthozoa; Actiniaria; Edwardsiidae
Product: polypeptide N-acetylgalactosaminyltransferase 1
Exons: 9
Coding region: 263-2062 (599 amino acids)
Cellular component (GO): Golgi apparatus
Source: RefSeq, a predicted model, not a curated record
GGUACCCGUCUAUUGUUAGUGGUCACGUUUCGCCGUUCUGGUCUUGGGCAAAUCGAAUAUUUAUUAGAAAUCCAGUCUUUGAUGCUAUUAACAUUUUCAGAGGAUAGUGUUAAAAUAUCCUAAAUUGACGAAAUGUCGGAGAUUUGUACAUGAAAAGGGAAAUUCUGAGUAUCUGUGCAUCCUUUAAUGGAGAGUGGCCCGAGGAAAUAGUCGCCAUGUUUGAACUGGAAUACGCUAUCUCCCUGGAUUGAAAUACGGCCCGAUGUCGUACUCGCGAUACAUCCGCCAGCAAAACUUGCUGGUCAAAGUGUUUUUGCUCACCUCGAUAUUCUGGCUAUCUGUGGACUUUCUAUUUUUCUUGACCUUCCUAAAUCACCAGUACAACUUUUUCUCUAAAGAGACCAUCAUUCCUAGUACAAUAGAUGUCCAGUACUUGGCUCAACGCCCACCAGAGGUAGCCAAGCGAGUACAGCGUGACCCUGCGUAUCCCUUCCACGACGUUGUCAUCCCGGGACUAGGUGACUUGGGCGAAGCAGCGACCCUUCCUACACGCUUCAAGGAGCAUGCUGCCCAUGCGUUUGAUAACCACUCUUUCAAUGUCAUGCUCAGUGACCGCAUCUCUCUUGAUCGCCGACUCAAGGAUGUACGGGGACCCAAGUGUAAACGCAAGCACAAGCUCUACCCAAGGGCCUUACCAACCACUAGCGUGAUUAUCUGCUUCCAUAACGAGGCUCUCUCCGUGCUGCUACGCACCGUUCACAGCGUGCUCAACGAGUCUCCGCCCCGCCUUAUCGCCGACAUCAUACUAGUAGACGAUUACAGCGAAUACGAUGAUUUAAAACAACCUCUCAUUGACCACAUCAGCAUGCUGAACAAGGUCAAGCUUAUUCGUAUGCCUAGCCGUCAGGGUCUAGUCCCUGCUCGGCUGCGAGGGGCAGAGGAGGCACGUGGCGAGGUGCUGACAUUUUUGGAUUCUCACUGCGAGGCGACACCAGGUUGGCUGGAGCCUCUUCUUGUUCGUAUUGCCGAGGAUCGCAGAAAUGUCGUUUGCCCCGUCAUAGAGGUCAUCAAUGCUGACGAUUUUCGUUACCAGGCCUCGGACGUGAUACACGAGCGUGGCGGUUUCACCUGGGAUCUUUUUUUCACCUGGAAAGCGAUCCCCGAGGCAGAGAAAAAACGACGAAAAGACGAAACUGAUUACAUAAGGAGCCCCACGAUGGCAGGUGGACUAUUUGCCAUCCACAAGAAAUACUUUUACGAUCUUGGCUCGUAUGACAGUAAGAUGGAGAUCUGGGGAGGAGAGAACCUGGAAAUGUCCUUUAGGAUUUGGAUGUGUGGCGGGCAGCUUGAGAUAGUCCCUUGCUCUAGGGUAGGCCACGUGUUCAGGAAAUAUACGUCGCCGUACAAGUUUCCUAAAGGUACGACCACUACCCUGGCCCGCAACUUCAACCGGUUGGCCGAGGUCUGGAUGGAUGAAUACAAGGACCACUACUACAGAAAGAAGACCGAGGAGGAACGAAACGUCGACAUCGGCGACAUCAGCGAUAGAGUCGCACUAAGGAAGAGAUUGGGCUGCAAGAGCUUCAAGUGGUAUUUGGAUAACAUCUACCCUGACAUGACGAAUGUUGACCCCAACCCACCCGCCCAGGGCGAGAUCCGCAACAAAGAAUCAAGUCUGUGUCUGGACACGCUGGGCGAGAAGAACAUCAAGCGUGUGGGCCUGUACACGUGUCAUGGCAUGGGAGGCAACCAGUUCUUCACUUUGACAAAAAGCAACGAGAUUCUGUUUAAUGACGACAAAUGCUUGGAUUCCCCAAAUGGCGACCCUGGAAGUUACGUUGAGAUGAUAACUUGCCACGGGCUGAAGGGAAACCAAGAGUGGAAACACAACAAGCGAAUGGGUACCAUAGUACAUGUUUGGACCGAAAACUGUCUAGAUAUCUCCCAAGAUGGACAGUUUAUUAUAGUCAACCCGUGCGAUGGAAGCUCUACACAGAGAUGGAAGUUCUCGCGAUAUCAAUCCAAGUCAUCUGCGCCAAGUACGGCUGACUACCAAGCAUAGAAACUUCAAAACUUCGAAAAAAAUAGUAAUGAGCGCAUCUUUUUUUCCGGAAAAGCACUUUCUCUACGCCAUGGCUAUUGUGAACAGAGAUUUCUUUACGCCAUGGCUAUUGUGAACAGAGCUUUAUCUAAGCCAUGGCUAUUGUGAACAGAGCUUUCUCUACGCCAUGGUUAUUGUGAACAGAGCUUUCUCUACGCCAUGGCUAUUGUGAACAGAGCUUUUUCUACGCCAUGGCUAUUGUGAACAGAGCUUUCUCUACGCCAUGGCUAUUGUGAACAGAGCUUUCUCUACGCCAUGGCUAUUGUGAACAGAGCUACGGCGUUAUUCAAAUGAUAAUCGAUAAAAUUUAUCACCAUCACCGUUCACAUGCAUGAAAGGAAACAACACAAAACGAAGAACUUCUCUGUCUGACUGACAUACACUAUUUUAUUAGGAAACGAAUGUCCCCUUGUCAAAACCAACUUACCUACAUACAAAAAAUAUAUUAGGUAUGCCAGAAUUAGUUAUUAUUAUAAAUUAUCAUAUAUCUACAUAUGAUAAAAUAUUAUUAUUUUAUGUUCUAAACAUACACACAUACGAUAAACGUACAUAUGAUAAAAUGUUAUUAUUUCAUGUUCUAAAAGAAGCAGCCGUUGCCAACACGUUUGGAGAGUCUUCCAUCCCCAACGGUUUGUGACAGUACAUCAAGUUUGUUGCGGAACUCGUCAAUAUUUACGUAGCAGCCCUGUGAAAGAAAUCAAACUAAAUGUAAGAUUUUGAUCUUCUGGGAGAAGUAUCGAGCUCCAAUGACCGGGAGAUUUCAUCAAAUGUAUUGUACAUGCUCCAUAGUAUUAAAAGAUGGAAUUCUCAACACCUCA